AUGGAUGAAAGCCGACCUUUGUCCAUGUUCCGCUGUGAACAGAUUGAAAGUAGCAAAUUGGCAAAGGAGUGGAUGGAAUGGAAGCUUGCUCUUGAGUGUUAUUUCGAUUCGUAUCAAAUUACGGAUCAAAAGCUCAUGCGAUCGAAGAUGUUGCAUUUAGGGGGACCUCAACUUCAGAAAGUAUUUCGGAAUCUGGAAGGUACUGAAGAUUUUCCGAUGGUGCUGCUCGAGAAGCCGUGGUACAAUCACGCAGUAAACAAACUCGAUUCAUAUUUCAAGCCACGUCGUCAGAACGUAUUGGAGAGGCAUAAGCUACGAAACAUAAAACAAGGUCCUAACGAGCGGUUCGCACAUUUUGUAUUACGGUUGAGACAACAACUGUCAGAUGGUGGUUUGGAAAAACACAGUCGAGAAGUACGAUGUGUUUUGGAGGAGAUUAUGUUGACUGACGUCAUCAUUGAGGGAUGCACAUCACAAGAACUUCGUCGGAAAAUUUUAGAAAAAGAUCAGUCAGUAGCAGACAUUGAGGCCUUAGGUGAAUCCUUAGAAAGUGUGCGGAUACAGGAGAAGGAAAUGACCAGUAACUCAAGCUCUCAUGGUGACGCUGGAACAUUGGUAGUUCGAAAGGUACAAAGGUUCGUCAGUGGCAAGGCUGAACGAAAGCAAGAUCGAGUGAUUAACCGUUAUUUUGGUAAAACAUCUACGAACGGAAGUGGAAAUGAAUCGAGAACUCUCUGCUAUGCAUGUGGAAAAUUUGGACACAUCUCAAAGGCCGAAAAUUGCCCGGCAAAAGGUCAAAAAUGUCGUCGGUGUCAGAUUGUAGGACAUUUUGAGAAGGUUUGCCGUAAGCGGCACAUGCAGCAUCAGCGUACAGACUCUUCAAAGGUAAGAGCUAUUGAUGUUGAAGUCGAAGCUACAUCUCAUGAAAAGGAAGUCUCCGAUUAUUGCCCUGACAAGAAAGUGUACUACACCUUCCACACUGGAAAUAGAACAAAUGAAAUUAAGUGUCGCAUUGGAAGGGUACCUGUUGUUAUGUUCGUCGAUUCCGGUUCAGAUGUGAACUUGGUUACUGCCGAAACAUGGGAGAUGUUGAAAGUGAGCAACGUAAUAAUACAUAAAUGUACGAAAGGAAGCAAGAAAAUCCUUAAGGCAUACGGUAGCGAUGAACCGCUAGAAAUUCUUGGGACUUUCGAAGCAACCGUGGAAGUAGAUGAGCGCCAUGUCGACGCGGAAUUCUUCGUUACAGCGAAGGGACAACGAAAUUUGCUUGGAGAUGCUACAUCUAAACAAUUAGGUGUCCUGAAAAUUGGGCUAGAGGUGAAGCAAGUGGUCAGUGGAAUUAACGCACCAUUUCAAAAAAUUAAAGGCGUUCUGGUGCACAUAGAAAUGGACCCAAAAGUCAACCCAAUUUAUCAAUCACUGCGUAGAAUUCCAAUUGCCCUGGAGAACGCAGUCAACAGAAAGCUUGAUGAUUUGCUGGCACGGGAUAUUAUUGAGGAGAAGAAAGGCCCUGCCACUUGGGUAUCCCCAUUAGUAGUCGCAAAUAAGGCUAACGGUGAAAUUCGGCUAUGCGUGGACUUACGUCGUGUUAAUCAAGCAGUGAUCAGAGAACGCCAUCCUAUGCCCAUUGUUGGAGAUGUUUUGGCUAAAAUAGGCAGAGAAAAUGUGUGGAGUACUCUGGAUAUAAAAGAUGCUUUUUUUCUAUUAGAGCUCGAUGAGAAGUCCAAAAACAUUAUGACUUUCAUCACGCACCGUGGACUCUAUCAAUUCAAGCGCCUUCCUUUUGGUUUGGUCUCUGCACCUGAGAUCUUCCAACGUACCAUGGACGGUAUCCUAGCGGAUUGUGAGGGCGCUUACUGGUAUCUCGAUGACGUAGGAGUAGAAGGAAAAACAAUCGAGGAACACGAUGCGCGAUUGGAUAAGGUAUAA
Molecule: messenger RNA, 1929 nt
Organism: Toxorhynchites rutilus septentrionalis
Lineage: Eukaryota; Metazoa; Arthropoda; Insecta; Diptera; Culicidae
Exons: 1
Coding region: 1-1929 (642 amino acids)
Molecular function (GO): zinc ion binding; nucleic acid binding
Source: RefSeq, a predicted model, not a curated record